AUGUCCAAGGGUUUUAUUCCCUGGAGUCUGAUCGUGGCUACUGGACUGAGGAUAAGUCUGUUAGCCCCCACUGUUGCUGCGCUCUCCGAGUUGCUGUUGUCGGCACCCGCCUGUUCGUCUGCAGCCGUGCCGUACCGACCGACACUACCAUUUUGCGACAAGGACUCUAUACCUUUGACCUCCCUGAUCAAGAAACGGAAAUCAUUUGAAUGGACUCAGGAAGCUCAAGAGGCUUUCCAGGAGAUUAAGUCAUGUUUAGUUACCGCCCCUAUUCUGUCAUGCCCAGACUUCACCAAGCCAUUCACAAUUUCGUGUGACGCUUCAGGAAUUGGUUUAGGUGCAGUUUUGAGUCAGUCAGAUGAGAGAGGUUUGAAUAUGGAAAAUACGGCGACUUGUGCAACGAUAAUUCCAGUAGAUAUUAGCGAUCGGUGGUAUCUUAACCUGAGGAAAAAGGUGAUUAAGAACCCUGCGGCCUACAGCCAGUGGAGUGUUCAAGAGAACCAGCUGUGGAAGAAGAUUGAUGACCUAUCAGCCUUAUCUACAGAAGAAUCCAAGUGGAAAUUGUCCAUGAGUCUACUGGUUAUACCCCAAAUCUUCCUCGUCUUUGGACGUGAACUCACGGUUGCUGGCUCCGGAUUUGAUGUUCUACAAUCUGAGGACCAACUGCCUUCGGUUGGAGAUCGCCAAGAGUACAGUGAUAAACUGAAAGAACUUCAGGCGAUACAUCGAGAAGUGUCUGAGAAGCUGAAAGAGGUGCACCGUACCAAUGCCCGUCACUACAAUCUUAGAAGACGGCCCCCCAGACCUACCGAAUUAAUAGCCUAG
Messenger RNA from Homalodisca vitripennis (glassy-winged sharpshooter), 825 nucleotides. RefSeq lists its product as uncharacterized. The transcript has 5 exons. Bases 1 to 825 code for a protein of 274 amino acids. NCBI's taxonomy places the organism in Eukaryota, Metazoa, Arthropoda, Insecta, Hemiptera, Cicadellidae. The record is from RefSeq and is a predicted model, not a curated record.